UUCCACAAUAAAAUCCUCUUCCAUCAACAAAAUAAAAAACCAUCAACUUUCUUCAAAAACCAACAAAAAGAAACCCCCAAACUCAAUUCUGCUUUGACUUCAAAGAGUUGGUUUUCUUUUUUGGGGUUAGAAAAUUUUGCAAGGUUCAAGCUUUGGGUCAUUCUGUUUUCAAUCAGAUCUGAUUAUGUUGAAGUUCCAAUAUUGAUUUGACACCUGGAAAAUUUUGCAAUAAAAAUCAUCCCUUUGUUCUUUUUUUUGUUUUUCAGUUUUUAGUAAUGGAUUUGGAUGAUUUCAGAUCGGUACUUGAAACAGCUGGUGUUGAUGUUUGGACUUUCAUUGAUACAGCAAUCCUUGUAGCUUCUUUGGAUUAUGGUCAAGAGUUGAAGCAAAGGAGGGAUGGGAUUGUUGAAAGGCUUUAUGCUACUUCCAUGGUUACCAAGUGUAAAAGCUGUGAUUUUGGUGAGGGUUCGAAUGGAUAUCAACUUAAUAAUGAAUCCAAUCCCCAUGAAGGAGGAGAAGAAGGUGUUAAAGGGUCACCUUUUUCACCUCAAUCUGAUAAUGAAAACGAUGAUUUUGACCCUUAUGGCGGCUUAUUUGAUGAUGAGCAAAAAAGGGUUCUUGAGAUUAAAGAGCGUCUUGAACUACCUGAUCAGUCAGAAGAUACUUUAGUUGAUUUGCUUCAAAGUUUGGCAGAUAUGGAUAUAACAUUUCAAGCUCUCAAGGAGACCGAUAUUGGAAGACAUGUGAACAAAUUGAGGAAGCAUUCAUCAAAUGAUGUUAGAAGAUUAGUGAAACAUCUUGUCAGAAAAUGGAAAGAUAUUGUAGAUGAAUGGGUAAGGGUGAAUCAACCUGGAGAACAUGAGCCUGCUGCACUUAUGGAUGGAGAUUCUGCGCAGCAAAAGCCGCCUCAAAACGGUCGUCAGCAGGUUCCUGAUUUCGCAUACUCUCCGAAUCCACACAAUGGCGGUUCUGGUUCCGAAAAGAAUAAUUCGGAACCUGACAGGAAACCAAAGCCGAUCCCUUCUCGAAAAGAUCCUCCGUCAAGAGCUACUCACUUGACUCCUCCACAAAAUGUACAGAGACAAAGAGAACAAAAGGAAACCAAUUUUGACGCCGAACGGCUAGCUUCGGCAAGAAAAAGGCUUCAAGAAAGCUACAAAGAAGCUGAAAAUGCCAAAAAGCAAAGAACGGUACAGGUUAUGGACAUUCAUGAGCUACCAAAACCCAAGAAUGCCUUCUUUGGGAGGAACAAGGGAGGCGGUUCUCAAGGGAGACACUGGUGAUUUCAGUGAAUGAGUUCGGCUUAAAAGCAGCCAAUCUUAGGUUUUUUGUUCCUAAUUUUCAUUACGGUAAUUGUAAACGAUAGGAGUACUUUUCCAUAUCUUUUAGAGGCUAUUUUUCCACGUUCUUUCGCGGAGAUGUACUGAAUUGUUAUCAAUCAUUUGAAAUUCUUGAGAGCAAUGGACAUCCAUUACCAUUCAAUUCGAGGAUGUUCAAUGAUUCUUCGUUCACAACAUUUUUACCUUCCCCCCUCCUCCGAAAUGUUCGAUGUUGUUAAUUUGUAUAUAAAUUUAGUUCAUUGAGUAAGUUUCCUGAAUGAUAGUGAUUAGUACGAAGAACUCGAUGACAACUGCCAUUGCUGUUCAUUUCCGAACAGCAACCAGUGCUUGCAUUUGCUUGUGCUGCCCUGAUUUUCCGAAUGUGUCAUUCUCAAUGGUUUUGCAGCAGCCCCAAUUGUAACAAGAAAGCAAGGGUUGCAGAUUAAAGCCCCUGGACAGGGUGUCUGGACCGCGCACGGGUAAAAGAUAUCAGUUUGCAAGACUCCCAUAUGUAGAAGUGACUAUAAAUGUAUUGAAGAUUUGCUGCAGUUUCUCGAAGCUGCCUCCGACAACACCCGAACUGAAGAUGAUUAUUCUCAUAUUGAAUCAACAUGUUUCAACUAGGAGUCCAGGUAACCAAAUAAAUCCUGUACUUGUUUUGGCCUCGGUUAUUUCUCGAGUCUUUUUCAAAGUUUCAACAGCUCUAUCUAAAUGGCUGCAAAUAGAAGGAAAAAUGAACAUAAUGCAAAUGCAUAGAAAGUCCUUUGAAGAAAGAGAUAUUAAGGCGAAUGUGAUCAUACCAUAUUUCCGCAUGAAGAGGCAGAAACUGUCUUUAGUUAAAGCUAUCCCUAUGUUGGGUGUGAAUGUUGGAUGCAGAUACAUGUCAUAUAUUAUACAUAUUAGCAUUUUUUUUUUGCAUA
This is a messenger RNA of Gossypium arboreum, 2239 nucleotides long. Its product is annotated as probable mediator of RNA polymerase II transcription subunit 26c. Lineage: Eukaryota; Viridiplantae; Streptophyta; Magnoliopsida; Malvales; Malvaceae. Bases 276 to 1283 code for a protein of 335 amino acids. The transcript is spliced from 9 exons. The record is from RefSeq and is a predicted model, not a curated record. Gene Ontology annotation, cellular component: nucleus.